Hydractinia symbiolongicarpus is the source of this 2921-nucleotide messenger RNA. RefSeq lists its product as uncharacterized. NCBI's taxonomy places the organism in Eukaryota, Metazoa, Cnidaria, Hydrozoa, Anthoathecata, Hydractiniidae. The record is from RefSeq and is a predicted model, not a curated record. The transcript has 15 exons. The coding region runs from base 18 to 2447 and encodes 809 amino acids. Gene Ontology annotation, molecular function: deoxyribonuclease II activity. Gene Ontology annotation, biological process: apoptotic DNA fragmentation.
UUAAGAAAAUAUAUAAAAUGCAUCACAGUGUAGCAGCAUCUCUCCUCCUAUGUUUAUUACUCACCAUCGUAGAGUGUAAACUGACUUGUAUAGGAGAUAAUGGACAACCUGUUGAUAUGUUCAUACUAUACAAGCUUCCACGUAUACAUUGGUAUACAGUUCCACCUUUAGUAAAUGAUGGACAUGGCUACGCUUAUCUGGAUUCAAACACCAAAACGUUUAAACUAUCUCAAAGUUCUAUUGCAAGUGAUCACAGUGCUGCUGGAAACACGUUGGAUCAAGUGUAUAGAAAGUACACUGUGGGUAAACAGUAUCGUAAGGAUGGUAACCAAUACCUUGAUGGACCGACAGACCAAGCGCAUGUUUUUUAUAACGAUGAAGACCCUGAAGGGAGAGAACAUUUCAGUUUUGCUCACAGCAAAGGAGCACUAGCAUUUAAUGAAGAAUCUGGUUUUUGGUUGAUUAACAGUGUACCAAAAUAUCCACCUGCUGCUUCUGAAGGUUAUGAUUAUCCUCAUAGUGGUUGUAUGUAUGGACAGAUGUUUAUGUGUGUCACAUUCAAUUCAUCUGCAUUUAAUGACAUUGGAUUGCAACUUCGUUAUAACCAUCCUCAUGUUCAUGAUGCUAAUUUACCAAAAGGUUGGGUUGACCAGUUUCCUAACAUGGAUAAGUUGUUAAAUGAUGAUGUGAUCAGAGAAGCACCUUAUUCGCAUCGUGCUUUCUUAAAAUCUCUCGCUGGAGUUGACUAUCAACAUUUUGCGAAAACAAAUGACUUUCACAAAGAUCUUUACCAUGAGCUGGUUGCACCUGGUUUACAGACGAAUAUAUUGACAGAAACAUGGCAACAUGGUCAUAACAUUGGACCGUCUUGUGAUGGUGAUUAUACAGUAGAAGAUAUUUCUGAUGUCAACGUCACCUUACCUGUCCAGAAAUUUCCUUUUUUAAACACACACGAUCAUUCGAAGUUUGUUGUCGCAAAAUCCUUAUCGCAACCGUAUGUGUGUGUAGGCGAUAUUAACAGACAGCCGUCACAGUUUAAACGAGGUGGAGGAACGCUUUGCACGAAAGAUUUCAAAUUAUGGAGUGUUUUUCACAACUUAGUUGCUAACACAACGAAGUGUACAAACCAUCGUAAUUUGGGAGGAAGCGAUGGUUGUGAUAGUGAAUAUGUUAGUACGUUGCAACCCGAUAAUCAAUUCCUCUUGAUCAAACUUCUCGUCUUUCAUGCCUUGAUUCACUUACCGCAUUUAUUACGUCAUUAUCUUUUCUCACCUUUUAGUCUCAAAAUGCAUUACAACUCGCCAACCAUAAUAUUCACUCUCCUUCUCUGUUUAACACUCACCAUCGUUGAGUGUAAAUUAACAUGCUUAAGUGAUUAUGGAAAGCCCGUUGACAUGUUUAUCCUGUAUAAACUCCCUGAGAUUCACUGGCAAGAAGUUCCAUCUUUAGUAAAAGAAGGCUAUGGUUACACUUACCUUGAUUCAAACAACAAGAAAUUCAGGCUGUCUGACAAUUCCAUCGCAAGUCCAAAGAGUGCAGCCGGAAGAACAUUGAAUCAAGUGUAUCAAAAAUACACAAACGAAAAGAAGUACCAAUUAAAAGAUAGUGUGUACGUCGACGGUCCAACUGAUCAAGCACAUGUGUUUUAUAAUGACGCAGAUCCUCAAGGAACUGAGCACUUCAGUUUUGCUCACAGCAAAGGAGCGCUAGCAUUUAACGAAGAAUCUGGUUUUUGGUUGAUUAACAGUGUACCAAAAUAUCCACCUGCUGCUUCAGAAGGUUAUGAUUAUCCUCAUAGUGGUUGUAUGUAUGGACAGAUGUUUAUGUGUGUCACAUUCAAUUCAUCUGCAUUUAAUGACAUUGGAUUGCAACUUCGUUAUAAUCAUCCUCAUGUACAUGAUGCUAAUUUGCCGAAAGGUUGGGUUGACCAGUUUCCUAACAUGGAUAAGUUGCUUCAAGGUGACGUCAUUCACGCACCACCUGCACAUCGCGCCCUGCUUCGAUCGUUAGCCGGUGUUGAUUACCAGCAUUUCGCCAAGUCGAAACACUUUGGUAAAGAUCUUUACCAUGAGUUUGUUGCACCUGGUUUGCAGACAGACAUUCUCACUGAGACAUGGCAACAUGGUGCAGAACAUAACAUUGGACCUUCUUGUAAUGGAGAUUUCACAGUGGAAGAUGUAUCUGAUAUCAGUAUUGAUGUGCCCGAUCAACACUUCUCAUUCUGGAACAACAACGAUCAUUCUAAGUUUGUUGUAGCGAAAUCAUCAAGCAAACCUUUUGUGUGUGUGGGUGAUAUCAAUCGUCAGACAACUCAGUUCGAACGCGGUGGUGGUACGCUGUGCACCAAAGAUAUUGACCUGUGGAAUGUUUAUAAUGAUUUGGUUGCUAAUAUGACGUCAUGUGAUGAUGGAGUCACUCAUUUGAAUGCUAGAUUGGACGAACUUUAAAGUACUUUUUGUAUAAAAAUUAUUUUUAUGAGAAUCAUCGAAACUCCGUUUCCGAAAAACAUUUUUUUCGAGAAAUUUAAAUAAUCCAAAUAUUUGACUUUCUCGUUGUGUUGUACAUGAUUUAUUUUUUAUUUGACACAAAAUAACCUUUUCCUCAUUUCUUCAACUAUAUUUCACGUGUCAUAGCAUUUCGAACGUUUAAAAUUAAAAUAUUAGUCAAUUUUUACUCAAUACUUAAACUAAAAGGUACGAUUCUUAUAAAAAAAACUGUGUACUUGUAUAAUUUAGUAUUAUUCAUUAUUUACCUAUUUUUAUUUAUAUAUUUAUAACUGCAAUUUUGUAUAAAUAUUUUUGUAUCGCAUUAUUUAGCACUAUUUUUUUUUAAUAGCGGAUUUUCACAAAGCGAAUUGUGAACGGCGAACGGCGAAUUAGCUACGAACAGUUAUUUUAAAUUCUUCCCAAUAAUGACUUUCU